Messenger RNA from Echinostoma caproni, 234 nucleotides. The record is from the annotation of a GenBank genome assembly. NCBI's taxonomy places the organism in Eukaryota, Metazoa, Platyhelminthes, Trematoda, Plagiorchiida, Echinostomatidae.
AUGUGGAGUAUCCUGGGAGGAAUUGAUAAACCACCAAACGGAAAUGGUGAAGGUCGCUGGGAAGACCUAACGGAUCACACAUUCAACUGGUCAAAGAUCAACGACUCGAAGGCGGACAAAGAAGUGGAUUUUGCAGAGGAAUAUCUCAUGGAGAGCUUAAAAACGAUGUUCUUAAAAAAACAUGGUAUAGCUACUGUCAAUUCUGAAACCGCUGUACCAAGUUGGCGCGAGUAG